UCGGAUUACCGCAGCAUCUUUCUGCUACAAAUGUGAAGUUUUGUUUUUCCUGCUGAACAACAUGGAAACGAAGUACAUGAAUUUUUACAAGGAUUGUUAGUUUUGCUAUGUUAUAGAAGUAAUGCGACAUUUUUGCUGCAGGUAAAACAGUUGUAUACCGGUGAAUGAGACUUCGGCAUCACCAUGAGCUCGAUGUGCACGAGUUACAAUAGCGGUGAAAGGGGUUUUGUAAAGGGCUUCUCCUGUCCCACAGCGGACAGUAACAGUCGAGCUGUUUUCUGCUGUGGAUUUAAUGAUAUGAAAUACUGCUGUGAUGAUCCCAACAGCUUUUUCCCUUAUGAAUAUAGAUAUAUGUGGUGGCUCAGUUUUGGAGCUCUGGUUGGUCUCUCCAUAGCUGCUGUGGUCCUGUUGGUCUUCAUCAUCACUGUGUGUGUCUUCUGCUACCUCUUUAUCGUGACCAAACCCAGUCGCAGAGACAACGGCCUCCACCUUAGUGUGCCAGGAUCUGACCCUACAUCUGAGCCCAGCCUUUCUACUAGACCUCAGGGUCUCAAACAUUUCCUCAACCGCAGACUGGAGUGUGAAAACCGCCCCGCUGACCCUGAGCGGCUCUUUCAGCGCUGCUUCACUGCAGCUGUCACCAGAGUCAAUGUGGAAGGACCCACAUAAAGAGUUUUUCACAUUCUGUGCAUAGCUAUUGCUUAGGAAAUACUGCAGAAGCUUAUGCUUCUGACUGAGUUUUUAGUGUUCAAAUGAUUUUCUGAUGUUUGUGUGCUUUUAUUCGUUAAAGUCACUAUAUAUUUUCAUCAAGCCGUGUAAUGUCAAGAUCAAAAGUUUUCUUCAUCAGGAUAUAAAUGCUUUUAAUUUGCUAUUUAGUAGCACCUUUAGGUAUGAUUACUGUUAUUAUGUUACUGUGCAACCCAGUGUAAAAAAUGGUUAUGGAUCCUUAUUGGCAGUACUGUAGUGUGGAAUUCUAUGCAACAGUAUUUCUGAAUUAGCAAAGCUGCAGAAAUGCCAGACAAUCAGCAUAAAUGUUAAUAUAAUGUAUAAAUAUUUUUUGACUUCACCUGUUGGACUCAUCAUGGAUAAAGUAUGCAUUGGAUGAUAUAAUAUCAUAAAAACAGGAAAAUGGAAUUAAAUUAUUUGAUCUUAUUUUUUUAUUUUUAAGUCAUGAACUCAGUUAAACAGACAAAUUCAUUAGCAUACUUUGUACUUAAACAUGCAUAUAAAUGCACUGAAUGCUUACAUUUAGCCUUGUUUCUCAAUACAUUUAUGCUGAUCUUUUAAGGUGUGAUAUUACUGAAACAACACAUUUUUAAAAAUCGUGUCCUGACAUAAUAUCUUUUAUAAUAGUUAGAUUUGAUUUACUGUUACUCAAAGUGAGGUAUCUUAAAAGAAUAUAAAGUGAUAUAAUGUUUUGAUUCAAAAGUUAAAUAUAAAGGUCAAAUUGUGUGUAGUAUUUUAAAAGGGGUCAUCGGAUGCCCAUUUUCCACAAGUUGAUAUGAUUCUUUAGGGUCUUAAUGAAAAGUCUGUAAUAUACUUUGGUUAAAAAUUCUCAAUGGUUGUGUAAAACAACACCAUUUUUACCUGCAAAAAUCAUCCUGUUGUAGUGGAUGUUGCUUUAAAUGUUAAUGAGUUCUGCUCGCCCGCCCCUCUCUUCUCUCUAUGGAGUGAUGAGCCUGUUUACUUUUAGCCGCUAAACUUGCUAACUAGUAUGUUAUAGGGAAAGGUGAUCAUGAAUGAUUUGCACAAACAUAGACGCAUUUAUGUAGAUCAGGAGGCGCAUUCCCUUUACAAACAAAUGUUAAAAAAAAAAAUGACGCCACACCGACAGGCAUCUGAGAAUGGCUCGAUUUAAAAAGGGGAUUUUUACAGAUUAAUUAAAAACCACUGCAUUGAUUUUUAUCAUUAUAAGGUAGAUUUGUACAUACACUGCCAACACACAUUCAUGUUCAAACAACAUGAAAAAGUGAACUUGCAUCCGAUGACCCCUUUAAGAUUGAUUUGUUCAUUUUUAUCCAAUACAGAGACAAGAUGGUUCCAAAAUAACAAGUAAAAUAUCCCAAAGAAGAGCCAAUAAAUGGAGAUAUAUUCACCCAAAAAAGAAAAUUUGAAAGUGUUAUAAUUGCUAAAUUUCUCUAAAUUUGUUCCUCAUCUACAUUAUGGAUGAAAAGAAGGUGACAAGAUGAUAAGAUCUGACUUUCAGCAAAUUUUCUUUUUUGGUUGAACUAUUCCUUUAAUUGGUGAAGUAACUAUAAGAACAGAUCAACAGAUCUAUGUGAUAUUCAUAACACACUAUUCAUGCAACAUCAUUCAGU
Molecule: messenger RNA, 2318 nt
Organism: Labeo rohita (rohu)
Lineage: Eukaryota; Metazoa; Chordata; Actinopteri; Cypriniformes; Cyprinidae
Product: protein shisa-like-2A
Exons: 3
Coding region: 184-669 (161 amino acids)
Source: RefSeq, a predicted model, not a curated record